AUGGCGGUAAGACCAGCGCUACUCUACGGAUCGGAAUGUUGGCCUGUCAACGUAGAUAACGUGCAGAAACUUCGCACGACGGAGAUGAAGAUACUUAGAUGGUCGGGAGGAGUCACGCGGCUAAACAGAGUCCGAAACGAGUACGUUCGUGGCAGCUUUAAGGUGGCUCCAAUACCCGAAAAGCUUACAGAAAACCGUCUAAGGUGGUUUGGGCACGUGAUGCGUAGGGAUGAUGAGUAUGUCGUCAAAAGAGCUCUCGACCUGCCGGAGAAAAAGAGAGGCAGAGGACGCCCUCCGUCAACAUGGUGGACCAGCAUGGCCAAGCUCCUUAAAACCAAUAAUUUACCUGACCCGACAACCCUCGACAGAAUGUCGUGGCGCACAGUAAUUAGGAGAGCCGACCCCACUUAA
This is a messenger RNA of Leguminivora glycinivorella, 411 nucleotides long. RefSeq lists its product as uncharacterized. The coding region runs from base 1 to 411 and encodes 136 amino acids. Lineage: Eukaryota; Metazoa; Arthropoda; Insecta; Lepidoptera; Tortricidae. The record is from RefSeq and is a predicted model, not a curated record. The transcript has a single exon.